This is a messenger RNA of Physeter macrocephalus (sperm whale), 2818 nucleotides long. Its product is annotated as paraneoplastic antigen Ma6F-like. Lineage: Eukaryota; Metazoa; Chordata; Mammalia; Artiodactyla; Physeteridae. The record is from RefSeq and is a predicted model, not a curated record. The transcript has 6 exons. Bases 189 to 2816 code for a protein of 875 amino acids.
GGUUCCUAAAGUCAGACAAAGAAAACAGGGCCGGGAGGUGCUCCAGGCUGCUGCUGUGAGGGGCAGUGGGGUGGGCUGUGUGGCACAAACAUGAUUCUCUCCUCUUUGCACCCUCAGGCCGAUUCCCACACUUCAGCAGUCUGUGCACACCUGUUGGAUCGCUUCCCCCCACCCUCAGGUCCUCGGAGAUGGCGAUGGCCCUGGCGAUACUGCGGGACUGGUGCAGGUGGGUGGGCGUGAACGCUCAGCGAUCUCUGCUCAUCCUGGGCAUCCCAGAUGACUGCGAAGACCAGGAAUUCCAGGAGGCUGUGCGGGCUGCCCUGCGCUCCCUGGGCAGGUACCGAGUGCUGGGCAAGGGCUACAGAAAGGAGCUGGGGUCGAGGGUUGCCCUGGUCGAGUUUGCUGAGUAUAUAAAUCGAAGCUUGAUCCCCCGCCAAAUACCAGGCAAGGGGGGGCCCUGGACUGUGGCCUGCCUGCCCCAGGCCCCUGAUGCUGAGUCACAGGACAGACCCAGGUUCCCUGCACAGCCCCAGAGACAAGCAGUGGUGGGCAGGGCAGGUGAGGCAGGAACUGCAGGUCGCUCGGGAACUGCAGGGGAGGAGGAAGCCUUAGGUGAGGCAGGAGGUGCAGGUGAGGCAGGAGGUACAGAUGAGGAAGGAUCUGCAGGUGAAGCAGGACCUGCAGGUGAGGAGGGAGCUGCAGGUGAGGCAGGAUCUGCAGGUGAGGGAGGGGCUGGAGGUGAGGCAGGGGCUGGAGGCGAUGAAGAAGCUGCAAGUGAGGAGGGAGCUGAAGGUGAGGCAGGAGGUGAAGGUGAGGCAGGAGCUGCAGGUGAGGAGGGAGCCUCAGGUGACGGAGGGGAUGGAGGUGAGACAGGAGGUGCAGGUGAGGAAGGAUCUGCAGGUGAGGCAGGAGGUGAAGGUGAGGCAGGAGCUGCAGGUGAGGAGGGAGCCUCAGGUGAGACAGGAGGUGCAGGUGAGGAAGGAUCUGCAGGUGAGGGAGGGGCUGGAGGUGAGGCAGGGGCUGGAGGCGAUGAAGAAGCUGCAAGUGAGGAGGGAGCUGAAGGUGAGGCAGGAGGUGAAGGUGAGGCAGGAGCUGCAGGUGAGGAGGGAGCCUCAGGUGACGGAGGGGAUGGAGGUGAGACAGGAGGUGCAGGUGAGGAAGGAUCUGCAGGUGAGGGAGGGGCUGGAGGUGAGGCAGGGGCUGGAGGCGAUGAAGAAGCUGCAAGUGAGGAGGGAGCUGAAGGUGAGGCAGGAGCUGAAGGUGAGGCAGGAGGUGAAGGUGAGGCAGGAGCUGCAGGUGAGGAGGGAGCCUCAGGUGACGGAGGGGAUGGAGGUGAGACAGGAGGUGCAGGUGAGGAAGGAUCUGCAGGUGAAGUAGGACCUGCAGGUGAGGAGGGAGCUGCAGGUGAGGAGGGAGCCUCAGGUGAGGCAGGAACUGCAGGUGGGGAAGGAGCUGAGGGUCAGGCAGGAGCUGAAGGUGAAGCACGAGUGUCAGAUGAGGAGGGAGCCGCAGGUGACAGAAAUGUUGCAGGCGAGGCAGGCCUUGCGAGUAUGGCAGGACCCGCGGGCGAGGCAAUGACUGCGGCUGAGGAAGCAGCCGUGGAAGCGGCAGGCGCCAUGGAUGAGGCAGGGCCCUCGACCCAGCAGUGGAGGCAGGCCUUGCAGCCCGUGCUAGACAACGUGGGCCACCAGGAGCUGGGAACCUUCUCUGGGAUGGAAGAGCCGGGCCCCGGCGAAGAGUCCUUUGUGAGCUGGCUGGAGCAGGCCAACGACAUGCUGCACCUGUGGCGCCACGUGUCUGAGAGGGAGAGGAGGAGGAGGCUGGUGGAGCGCGUGCGCGGCCCCGCGCUGGACCUCCUGUGCGGCCUCCUGGCGGAAGAUCCCGAGCUGGCUGCCCAGGACUGCCUGGCCGCGCUGGUGCAGGUGUUUGGGAACAAGGACCCCCGGGGGAGUGCUUGGCUGAAGUUCCUGACCUGUGCCCAGCGGCCCCAGGAGACUCUCUCUGCGUACGUGAUGCGCCUGGAAGGCCUGCUGCAGUCGGCCCUGGAGAAGGGGGCCAUCCUCCCGGCCGUGGCGGACCAGGUGCGCGCCCAGCAGGUGCUGAUGUGGGCCCGGCUGAACGACACGCUUCAGAAGAUGCUGAGGAUGCAGCUGGUGACGAUUCCUCCCAGCUUUGUGGGGAUGCUACGACUCAUCCAGAUGACCGAGGCCUGGGAGGCCGCCCUGGCUAGCAAUGAGCAGUUCCCAGGGGAAGAAGAGGCCCGUGUGGACGUUGGAGUCCUGGCAGCAGCCGCCCAGGCCGCCCCGGCCCGUCAGGCCAUCACCGCGGGCGCCGCUGCAGAUGGCACCGAGGCCUCCCCGGCCGGUGAAGAUGCCUCCACCCAGGCCGCCCUUUCCAAGGAAGGUAGCGCCGGGGCCCACCCGGCGCCUGAAGAGGCCAGUGAGGCAGUUGCCGGCACUGCCGAGGCUGGCGAGGCGGGCCCUGAAGACCAUGGUGCCGCCAGGGCAGCCCCUGGCCCUGGGGAGACCAGCAAGGCCUCCGCGGCCACUCAGGAAGAUGGAAGUGCUGCCGGCCCUGCGGGCCUAGGUCCGGCAGGACCCUCACAUGCCCCCGGAGUCCCCGUGCCUGGCCGGAUGGGCAGCGCUUCCCCGGUGGGCCCAGGAGGUCCUGGCUGGGAGCCAGAGGGCCUCGCCCAGGCAGGAGGCCAGGAGGCCGAGGAGACCCCCGAGGAGGGGCUCAAGCCUGUCCCAGAAGAGCCGGGAAAUGAGGCCGGGGCUGCAGAGCUGAGCCCCCCGGGGUCGCCCUCGGGCCAGUAGGC